This is a messenger RNA of Rhagoletis pomonella (apple maggot), 1164 nucleotides long. RefSeq names its product metabotropic glutamate receptor-like. The record is from RefSeq and is a predicted model, not a curated record. Gene Ontology annotation, cellular component: membrane. Gene Ontology annotation, biological process: G protein-coupled glutamate receptor signaling pathway; regulation of synaptic transmission, glutamatergic. Lineage: Eukaryota; Metazoa; Arthropoda; Insecta; Diptera; Tephritidae. Gene Ontology annotation, molecular function: group II metabotropic glutamate receptor activity.
AUAUAUAUUUCUUUUAUUUAUUUAUUAGGUCGUUGGAAAAUGGUUCAACCAAUUGGAAAUAAAUAUAACGGAUGUUGUUUGGAAUAAGGAAAGCGAAUUGCCAAUUUCCGCUUGCUCUUUACCAUGUGAAGCCGGAAUGAUAAAAAAACAACAGGGAGACACGUGUUGCUGGAUAUGUGACAACUGCGAACCAUACGAAUACGUACUUAACGAGUUUACAUGCAGAGAUUGCGGGCCAGGUUAUUGGCCAUACCCAGAUAAAUUAUCCUGCUUUGCGCUGGACGUUCAAUACAUUCGAUGGCAAUCCUUGUUUGCGUUAAUUCCCUUGGCGAUUGCAAUAUUCGGUAUAAUAAUGACUGUCGUUGUUAUAGUACUAUUUGCUAAGAACCACGAUACUCCGCUGGUGCGUGCUUCAGGACGCGAACUGAGCUAUACGCUGCUCUUCGGGAUUUUAGUUUGCUAUUGCAAUACUUUUGCGUUGAUAGCCAAACCAACGAUAGUCUCGUGUAUUUCGCAACGAUUCGGCAUUGGUGUCGGAUUUUCAAUCAUUUAUAGUGCAUUGCUAACAAAAACCAACCGAAUUUCGCGGAUAUUUCAUUCGGCGUCAAAAUCAGCCCAACGAUUAAGGUAUAUAAGCCCGCAAUCCCAAGUAGUGAUCACUGUAUCUCUUAUAGCUAUACAAGUACUGAUUACUAUGAUUUGGAUGAUAGUUGAGCCACCAGGCACUCGUUUUUAUUAUCCUGAUCGAACAGAAGUCAUUUUAAAAUGCAAAAUACAAGAUAUGUCGUUUUUAUUCUCGCAACUUUACAAUAUGAUAUUGAUUACAAUCUGCACAAUUUAUGCAAUUAAAACUCGGAAAAUACCAGAAAACUUUAACGAAUCCAAGUUUAUUGGAUUAACAAUGUACACAACAUGCAUUAUAUGGCUGGCGUUUAUACCCAUAUAUUUCGGAACGGGAAACUCAUAUGAGGUAAGUGCUUAUACGUUUUCAAAUAAGUUCACUGUAUUACUUCUACAAAUUUUAUAUUCAUAAAUGUAGGAUAUCCACGUUUUAAAAUCGAUGAUGUUCCGUUUAUUUAGUGAUUCAAGUAUUCCGCCAUUUAAAAUUUUGUAAGACAUAUAAUUUUUUUAAUUUUACAAGGACAAAAAAUAUUAACUAAUAUA